CGCUUCCACACGACACGACCGUGUUGAGCACUUGAGCGGAGUUGUUGAGUCUCUGUGCGCCACAAGAAACUUCUAGAGGCAGCAGCUUGCCAUGACGUCCACCGUGACGACGCCCAGCCGGCCGCUCUCCGCCGGGUGUGGCCGCCGCUCGGCCGGGCCGCGUCGAUCCGGGCCUACCGUGCUCUCCCUCAAGGGGCCGCUGCGACGGACGCCGUCCACUAGCUGCUCGGCGCUCGCGUCGCCCGAGAAGCAGAGCACGGCCAAGCUCCCGCCGCCGCUGCCGACGACGACGGCGUCGAGGACCGCGGCGCCGGAGGCGGAGAGAACGGACUACAGCGAGGUGGCGGCCGCGCUGGAGAGCAUCUACAAGCUCAGCCCCGCCGUGGUCGAAGAGAAGCACGACGAGGACAACAAGAGCAUGAAGGGCAAGAAGAAGAGGAAGGGCAGGGUGGGAAGGAGCACGGUGAUCGUGAGGAGCCGGAGGAAGAGGCGUGGGAGGAGGAUGGACCUGGGGAAGAGGGUGGAGAUGAAGAGCAGGGAGGGGGACGCCGGCGGCAAGAAGGAGGAGGUGCGAGAGUUCGAGGAGAUGCUGCUCAGGGAGCACUCGGUGUCUACGGACAUGGGCAGCCUCGACUGGAAACGCAUGAAGAUCCCGCCGGUGCUCAGCUCCGCGCAAAGCGCGCGCCUCUUCAAAACGAUGCAGCCCAUGAAGGCGAUCUUUGAGGUGCAAGAGAGCUUGCGGGACGAGCUACAGAGGGAGCCGACCGACGCAGAGCUCGCGGAGGCCACUAACAUGACCAUGCAGCAGCUGCGCCGCCGCCUCGACGUCGGCCGAGCCGCCAGGAACAAGCUCAUCAAGCACAAUCUCCGGCUGGUGUUGUACGCAAUCAACAAGUACUACCCGGACAUAGCCAACGGCGAGAGGUUCGACGACCUCUGCCAGGCCGGCGCCACCGGCCUCAUCACCGCCGUCGACCGGUUCGAGCCGAAGCGCGGGUUUCGCAUAUCGACCUACGCUCUCUUCUGGAUCAGACACUCCAUCGUCCGCGCAAUGACGCUCUCCAACUUCACACGGUUCCCCUUCGCCAUGGAAUCGGAGAGGCAGGAGAUUAACAAGACGAGGGAGGAGCUGGCGUUCGAGCUCGGGAGGACGCCCACGGACGAAGAGGUCGUGAAGAGGGUCGGGAUAUCACCGGCGAGGUACCGCGACGUGCUGAGGAUGACGAAGCCGACCUACUCCCUGCACUCGCGGAACCGCGUGACGCAGGAGGAGCUCAUCAACGAGGUCACCGACGACGACGCCAUCGGGGUCGACGCCGGCAAGCACAACACGCUCCUCCGCCUGGCCAUCGACGAUCUCCUGGACUCUCUGAAGCCCAAGGAGAGCGUGGUGAUCAGGCAGCGGUUCGGGCUGGACCGCCGGGGCAAGCGCACGCUCACCGAGAUCGCCGGCAACCUCAACAUCUCGAGGGAAAUGGUCCGCAAGUACGAGCUCAAGGCCCUGAUGAAGCUCAAGCACCCCACACGAGUGGACUACCUCCGCAGAUACAUGUGAGCUGAUGCCAGGUGUGCAUAUGCACCAUUAUUCAUGCCAACGUGUAGCAUCAAGUACCAAUGCAAUUACCUGCAAUACAGUCGUAGUACAAGUACCACAAAACACAGUCUCUGCUGCUGUAUAUAUGUGUGGAUAUCUUCUACCUCAACUCUGCACUUGAUACUACAGAGUCGAUCGCACUACCCAGGAAAAAACAUUUCGUGCUAUAGACAUGUCCAUAUACAAAGAUGGUGUGUGUGUGUGUGUCCUGAAUCCUGAUGAGUUUAUUUGAGCGAGGUUGUGUUGCAGGUCUCGCAUGUAAUUCUUAACAUGCAUGCAUGCAUGGUACAAGAAAUGUUCCCUGUUUGCAGCUUUGGUUAGCAAUAGAAAAUCAUCAUUUAUCUGCA
Messenger RNA from Phragmites australis (common reed), 1941 nucleotides. Its product is annotated as RNA polymerase sigma factor sigE, chloroplastic/mitochondrial-like. NCBI's taxonomy places the organism in Eukaryota, Viridiplantae, Streptophyta, Magnoliopsida, Poales, Poaceae. Gene Ontology annotation, molecular function: DNA-binding transcription factor activity. The transcript has 6 exons. Gene Ontology annotation, biological process: regulation of DNA-templated transcription; DNA-templated transcription initiation. The record is from RefSeq and is a predicted model, not a curated record. The coding region runs from base 92 to 1555 and encodes 487 amino acids.